Messenger RNA from Oryctolagus cuniculus (rabbit), 8082 nucleotides. It is a transcript of the gene TRIM33, whose product is annotated as tripartite motif containing 33. Gene Ontology annotation, molecular function: protein binding; zinc ion binding. Lineage: Eukaryota; Metazoa; Chordata; Mammalia; Lagomorpha; Leporidae. The record is from RefSeq and is a predicted model, not a curated record. Gene Ontology annotation, cellular component: chromatin.
GGCCGUUCUCGCUGCGGCUGGGGCUGGGGGCGGCGGCGGCGGCGACGCGGGCGGCGGGCGGCGCGGGGCGGUCCGGCGGGUUCAAAGAGGAAAACAUGGCGGAAAACAAAGGCGGCGGCGAGGCUGAGAGCGGCGGCGGGGGCAGCGGCAGCGCGCCGGUAACUGCCGGGGCCGCCGGGCCCGCGGCGCAGGAGGCGGAGCCGCCUCUCGCCGCGGUGCUGGUGGAGGAGGAGGAGGAGGAAGGCAGCAGGGCCGGCGCGGAGGGCGGCGCGGCCGGGCCCGACGACGGGGGGGUGGCCGCGGCCUCCUCGGGCUCGGCUCAGGCUGCCUCGGCUCCUGCAGCCUCAGUGGGCUCUGGAGCUCCCGGGGGGACCGUAUCGACGCCGGCCCCAGCUCCAGCCUCAGCCCCUGCUCCGGGUCCCUCGGCGGGGCCGCCUCUUGGACCGCCAGCCUCGCUUCUGGACACCUGCGCCGUGUGUCAGCAGAGCCUGCAGAGCCGGCGUGAGGCGGAGCCCAAGCUGCUGCCCUGUCUUCACUCCUUCUGCCUGCGCUGCCUGCCGGAGCCGGAGCGCCAGCUCAGCGUGCCCAUCCCGGGGGGCAGCAACGGCGACAUCCAGCAAGUUGGUGUAAUACGGUGCCCAGUAUGUCGCCAAGAAUGCAGACAGAUAGACCUUGUGGAUAAUUACUUUGUGAAAGACACAUCUGAAGCCCCUAGCAGUUCUGAUGAGAAAUCAGAACAGGUAUGUACUAGUUGUGAAGACAAUGCAAGUGCUGUUGGCUUUUGUGUAGAAUGUGGAGAGUGGCUCUGUAAAACCUGUAUUGAAGCACAUCAAAGAGUAAAGUUCACUAAAGAUCACUUGAUCAGGAAGAAAGAAGAUGUCUCAGAAUCUGUUGGGACAUCUGGUCAGCGCCCUGUUUUCUGUCCUGUACACAAACAAGAGCAGUUGAAACUUUUCUGUGAAACAUGUGACAGACUGACCUGUAGAGACUGUCAGCUACUGGAGCACAAAGAACAUAGGUAUCAGUUUUUGGAAGAAGCUUUUCAAAAUCAGAAAGGUGCAAUUGAGAAUCUACUGGCUAAGCUUCUUGAGAAGAAGAAUUAUGUUCAUUUUGCAGCUACUCAGGUGCAAAAUAGGAUAAAAGAAGUAAAUGAGACUAACAAACGAGUAGAACAGGAAAUUAAAGUGGCCAUUUUCACCCUUAUCAAUGAAAUUAAUAAGAAAGGAAAAUCUCUCUUACAGCAGCUAGAGAAUGUUACAAAAGAAAGACAGAUGAAGUUACUACAGCAGCAGAAUGACAUCACGGGCCUAUCCCGGCAGGUGAAGCACGUUAUGAACUUUACAAAUUGGGCAAUUGCUAGUGGCAGCAGCACAGCACUGUUGUACAGCAAGAGACUGAUCACUUUCCAGUUGCGUCAUAUUUUGAAAGCACGAUGUGAUCCUGUCCCUGCUGCUAAUGGAGCAAUACGUUUCCAUUGUGAUCCCACCUUCUGGGCAAAGAAUGUAGUUAAUUUAGGUAAUCUUGUAAUAGAGAGUAAACCAGCUCCUGGUUAUACUCCUAAUGUUGUUGUUGGGCAAGUUCCUCCAGGGACAAACCACAUUAGUAAAACUCCCGGACAGAUUAAUUUAGCACAGCUUCGACUUCAGCACAUGCAACAGCAAGUGUAUGCACAGAAACAUCAGCAGUUGCAACAGAUGAGGAUGCAACAGCCACCAGCACCUGUACCGACUACAACAACAACAACACAACAGCAUCCUAGACAAGCAGCCCCUCAGAUGUUACAACAACAGCCUCCAAGAUUGAUCAGUGUGCAAACAAUGCAAAGAGGCAACAUGAAUUGUGGAGCUUUUCAAGCCCAUCAAAUGCGACUGGCUCAGAAUGCUGCUAGAAUACCAGGAAUACCCAGGCACAGCGGCCCUCAGUAUUCCAUGAUGCAGCCACACCUCCAAAGACAACACUCAAACCCAGGACAUGCUGGACCCUUUCCUGUUGUAUCGGUACACAACACCACAAUCAACCCUACAAGCCCUACUACAGCAACUAUGGCAAAUGCAAACCGAGGUCCUACCAGCCCGUCUGUUACAGCAAUAGAGCUUAUCCCCUCAGUUACCAAUCCAGAAAACCUUCCAUCACUGCCAGAUAUUCCACCCAUACAGCUGGAAGAUGCUGGCUCAAGUAGUUUAGAUAAUCUACUAAGUAGAUACAUCUCAGGCAGUCACCUACCCCCACAGCCGACAAGCACCAUGAAUCCCUCCCCAGGACCCUCUGCUCUUUCUCCAGGAUCAUCAGGUUUAUCCAAUUCUCACACACCUGUGAGACCUCCUAGUACCUCUAGUACUGGCAGUAGAGGCAGCUGUGGGUCAUCAGGAAGAACUGCUGAGAAGACAAGUCUUAGUUUCAAAUCUGAUCAAGUGAAGGUCAAGCAAGAACCUGGGACUGAAGAUGAAAUAUGUAGCUUUUCAGGAACUGUAAAACAAGAAAAGACAGAGGAUGGCAGGAGGAGUGCCUGCAUGUUGAGCAGUCCUGAGAGUAGUUUGACACCACCUCUCUCAACCAACCUGCACCUAGAGAGUGAGUUGGAUACAUUAACAAGCCUGGAAAAUCAUGUGAAAACCGAACCUACAGAUAUGAAUGAAAGCUGCAAACAGUCAGGGCUCAGCAGCCUGGUUAAUGGAAAGUCCCCUAUUAGAAGCCUCAUGCACAGGUCGGCAAGGAUUGGAGGAGACGGCAAUAGCAAAGAUGAUGACCCAAAUGAAGACUGGUGUGCUGUCUGCCAAAAUGGAGGGGAUCUCCUAUGCUGUGAAAAAUGUCCAAAGGUCUUUCAUCUAACUUGUCAUGUUCCGACCCUUCUUAGCUUCCCAAGUGGGGACUGGAUAUGCACAUUUUGCAGAGAUAUUGGGAAGCCAGAAGUUGAAUAUGAUUGUGACAAUUUGCAACAUAGUAAAAAGGGGAAAACUGCACAGGGUUUAAGCCCCGUGGACCAAAGGAAAUGUGAACGUCUUCUGCUUUACCUCUACUGCCAUGAACUAAGUAUUGAAUUCCAGGAGCCUGUUCCUGUUUCGAUACCGAACUACUAUAAAAUUAUAAAGAAACCAAUGGAUUUAUCCACAGUGAAAAAGAAGCUUCAGAAAAAACAUUCCCAACACUACCAAAUCCCAGAUGACUUUGUGGCUGAUGUCCGAUUGAUCUUCAAGAACUGUGAAAGGUUUAAUGAAAUGAUGAAAGUUGUUCAAGUUUAUGCAGACACACAAGAGAUUAAUUUGAAGGCUGAUUCAGAAGUAGCUCAGGCAGGGAAAGCAGUUGCAUUGUACUUUGAAGAUAAACUCACAGAGAUCUACUCAGACAGGACCUUCGCACCUUUGCCAGAGUUUGAGCAGGAAGAGGAUGACGGUGAGGUAACUGAGGACUCUGAUGAAGACUUUAUACAGCCCCGCAGAAAACGCCUAAAGUCAGAUGAAAGACCAGUACAUAUAAAGUAAAUGACGUGGACUUAAAUCAGUUGUUUAAAAAGGAAGAAGAGGAAGAAACCAGAAAACUUUUAAGAGUUGCUGGAAUAUCCUGCCUGCAUGGGCACCACCUGAAGAAGCUGAUAGCUUCCACACAGUGUUAGAUUGAAAUGAUGGCCAGAAAAUACUUCUUGUUGAGAAAGGGGGAGAGAACUUUAUAUGCAACUAUAAAAAGCAAAAAUAAAAUGAUACAAGGAGUUCUGUUACUAACAAGGAUGAUUCCUCUGGUGUUAGAAAUGGCAGAUGUUGACGAUCAUGCAAUAUUGACUGGUGCAGGAUACUGAUGUACAAGUAAAUACUUGAGACUUACGUUGCUUGAUAAAUUGUGUCUUUGGACUAGAGUGCACACUUACUAAAACAACUUUUAUGCCUCCCCCUUCACACACAUAAAUACUGGGUUGUUUUCUAGGUAAAAGUCAAAAUAGCUCAGAUUCCACCUUAAUCUCAGUGCAGAUGUGCAUUAAAUCAUGCCAUAUACUUUUUCUCAUUUUGAUACUAUUGGGCCUUCGUUUUUAAAUUGGCUUAAGAAAAUCAAGUAAUUUUAAUUUUAAUCAUACUUUGCAUAUAAGAAACAUGACCAUUGAACAUCAUUUAAUCAAAUUCAAUGGUAUAAUGAAAUUAAAAUGGUAACUUUUAGUAGUGGAUCAUAUAGAAUUAUAGUAUUCAUUUCCAGAAAACACUUCCACACGAUUACACUUCCCAAUCAGAUCAUCUGAUCAUAUAGUUAUUCCCAUGAAAGGCAGAAUGUUUGUUUCAAAAAUAAUCUAGUUUUCUGUACAUUUAAAUUUGAUUGAGAAGGUGACAACUGGCUCUUAUCCAGUCUUCCUUCAUAUCAGUUUUCUGAUAGACCACUAUUGGCAAACAGUAAUCUGUCAACUACCAAAUGUGUAAAAUUUUCUGUAUUUCACUUUGUCUUAUUUGUAAAUAGUGAACUAAAACUUCUGGCAGAUCAGCAACAUUUGCUGAGCCUGUUUUUUAAGCUAAUGUGUAUUCUUACUAAUGUUCCUAUCAAGAAUGGAUUUGUAAUAUAUGCUGUCUAUUUCUAAUGUUCACAUUCAUAUUUUGAGGUUCUAUCUUAUUUUAAUAGAGAACAGACUUCUCAAAAAAUCUUCAGAAGCAGCUUAUUAUUGAAAUAUCAAAAUAUUAAGAUAAACCCGGUGGGGUUAGAUUACUCAUCUGUCCACCAAGUGGGACAUUUGCAUGGACUGGGGGCUUAAAAGACUUAGAAGAGGCCUGUAAGUAAAUUCUGAAAAUGAGCCAAUCCCCACUUGAAUGGUUACUGGAGUAAACCCACCUGUACUACCCUGGCUACAGCACCUGAGGCAGAUAAACCAACUUGGCUCUGGUUCAUUUUUCUUCUCUUCAUUUGUAUGCUCAGAUUCAAGAUGUGUGUUCUAGACUGUGUACAGGCUUUUUUUGUUGUUGGAUAAAAAAUUUUAGUCCUACUUUUGUAUGGACAUAUUAGAAUAUAAAGUGACCAAAAUAGAAUUUGCCAUUAGAUAUUUUUCAGAUGUCGGCAGAUUUGUGGCAAGUUAAUUUGCCUUUUUAAAAAAAAAAUCAGCUUGAGCAAUUCAAACAGUAGACUACUCAGAAAAUUAUUUGACGUAAUUGUCUAAGAGGUAAAUAUUUUUAGUGCAUAUUGAAUCAAAUAAAGUUCUCUAAAGGCAUUAUUACACAGAUUCUUUUGGAUUGUUUUUCUUUGUUAACAAGUGGUGUGGGUAAACAAGAAUACAAUUCCAGGCCUUCUGAUGGUGUGUUUAAAUGAUAUGGAUUUUGUUACUGCUGUUGACUUAACUUUAUAUCCCCUGGCUUCCUUUUAGCUUCUGUUUGUUUUGUUAUAAGUUAAACUUUAAAAUAAAUUUACCAAACUGGUUUUAUUUUACUCAAACUUCAGAUCCUCAAGAGGAGUUUUUUUAUAAGAGGGAGGACAUCGUUUAAAAAUUCUUUUAUCUAUGCCUAUUUUCCACCACAUCCCAGAUUGCAGUGUCUAAGUAGACGGAUGUGCAGGGCCACAGUUUGGAAAAGAAGAUGUAUUUAACUUUCUGUCAAGGCUCUGAGUUCUGAUAUUUUGUAUUUACUCUUCAAAACUCUUAGAUAGUAAGUCAUAAAUAGAUUCUCCCAGAUUGCAGGAGAAACAGAUUUAAUAUUUGUCAGUGUUUGAGGCCUUACAAAAUAAUGUGUCCCCUUAACAUUUUUAUAUUAGACGGAGUUCUUGGGUUUUGUUAAUUUUGUUUGAGUUAAGAUUGGUUGAAUUAAUUUAAAAGUGUUUUUAUUAUCAGCAUUUACUUGGCUUCAUUUCUGAAACAAGGUAUUUCAUACUGCUGAGGAAUUACUUUUAAUAACUAUCAACAAACCACCAUUAAGUGAAGGGAUUCAUUUUCAUUAAAGCUUUUUUUUUUUUUUGCACACUGAUUAUUGUGCUGCUAAGCUAUUUGUUCAGCUGUGACAUAACUGCUUAAAAAGUAUAAAAACUUAAAUUGACAUUCAGAUAUGUGUUUUCCUAUUAAUUGAUGUUUUUUAAAAAGAAGUUGAGUAUCUCUCAAUCUCUGAAGGCAGGUUGUUUUUAAACUCCAUUUCUUUCAUAUUCCUGGAUGUGUUUUUUCACACUUGGGGCAGCUUAUUCAUUGAAUGAAGGAAUUGCUUUGCAAAGUGAAACAUGGGAAAAUUCCCAAAUAUGAUUAGAUUGCAGUCCAUGAUGUAUUUGAAGACACCACCCCAAUGCUGCUAAGGUGUGGAGCCCAGUGUCAGCAUUCAUUCUUUUGGUAUUUAGAUUCCUCAAAUAAGAGAAGCUUAGGUAAUUUUAAAAAUCACUUAAGUUUACGACUUUUUAUUGUAACAGUUUUGAGAUUUCUUUUUUAGUUAAUCCAAAGAAAUAAUGCUUGCAAAGUGUGCAAAUUGUAGAUUUAUCAGUUACCUCAGCAGGCACCCCACCACGUAAUUAUUAGUGAUUGAUGUUUAUAAAAAGAUUCAGGACUUCCAACUGUGCCCUUGGAUUGUGGCCCUACCUUGUGUUCGUAAGUGGUCUCUUUCUGAAAGGGAGUAGCUGCUGUGGCCCCCUCCCUAGUGGCCUUUACAUCCUGUACCCAUCCCUAUUGCAUAUAACACAUGAAGUAUGAAAAUCUCAUUUCUUGUCAAUCAGCACUGUUUAUUUGCAUACUAUGCAUUGGAUCUGUGAGUAGUUGUACAAAAAUCUGCCCACCCCACUCUCUUAGUUAAAAUGAUCAAGUUCUUAAUUCAUCCCAUGAAAUUUUCAUUUAUAUACUAUAUUAUCUGCUCAAGAUGAUUCAAGAUUUUUCAAGGCAUAUUAAAGUUUGAUCUUAUACCAGACCUGGAUGUUUCCUUUAAUUUUUUUCUCAUGGUUAUCUCCUCCUUGAUAAAGCAAUAACACUGCUUUAAGUCUGUUGCCUAAUAGCAUGUCAUAAUCCUCUCCUGGAUGGUGAUUUUAUAGGAAAGUUUGUAUGCAUAUCACCUAGUCUCUUUUAAAAAUUAAGAAAUUUAAAUGUAUGCUGGAGGUAAUGACAAUAUAUGUGGCAUUUUAUUUUAAAAAUUGGGGAAAGUUGAAUAUUUUUUUAAAAGUAGGUGUUUGAGUAAAAAAAAUUGAAGGUACUUUUUUAACAAAAAAAAUUUAUAUGCCACAAUUUAUGUAAACAUUUCAGAUUUCAACAUGUACACUUGGGUAUAAUGAUUUCUUUUAUGGUCAAAAUGCAUGUCGUGGUCAAAAUGCAUUUCUUCCAUCUUAGUUUCUUAUGUUUGCCUAUGUGGUCCUUUAUAUAUAUAUAUUUUUAUGAUAUCUGCAGAACAAAAUUAUCUUCAAAAAUAAGUUAAUUUAAAUAUUUUUUGCCAUAUCAAAUGCAGAAUGUAAAAAUUAAGUUUAGCCCUUUUCUAGCAGGUGAUAGUUAAAAUUGGAAAUGCUCUUCUUUUAAAUUCACCAAAUUUAUAUGUGGGAAGGCACCAAAAUGAUUUUGUAAGUGCCACUGCAAUAUUCCCUUUCAAGUGUGGCCUAAAUUUCAAUAUUUAGAAUGAACUGCAUGUCUGCUCCUGGUCUGAAAAAUGUGGGCUUUUACUAUGUUUUGAAGCAGUGAAACAUGUACAUUAGCCUAUAAAAAAGAUAUGUGAAAUUUGAGAGCUUGUUAAUUUUCUAUGUAGAGGUAUCUCCACAUGAAAGGGUUAAAUUCACAGCCUUACUAAUUCCUUGCUUCCAGUAUUUCAACUGGUCUCCUCCCCUCAUUAUUAUUACUACCACUACUAUUACUUUUGCACAUAGUUAAGUACCCUUCAACAUGAUCCUUAAAGAAAAAGUGCUGUUUCUGUGGUAUUGUAUUCUCGAAAUAAUCAUAUUUAAUUUUUUUAAACAAGGUUGCAGUUUCUAAUUGUUCUGUUCCUGUGUUUUUUGCUGGUGUGUAAUGAAAGCAAGUUUUUUCUUUUCAUGGUUAUUUAAUACAUUAGCUGCCUGUAAAUAAUUCUUGUUAUAAUGCUCUGGAAUGUGUUGUAGAAGUUGUAUUAGAUUAGUUUAAAGCCUUGUUUGAAAACCACAUUGUUUUGGUUAUUUCUAUUAAAUUAGAAAAUUGAAAAAGUU